CUACGGCAUUGUCAAGGAACGUGUUCAUUAGGUACCAUAUUUUUCAUAUAUUGGUCAUAAUCGGUUCCAGUUCGUAUCGCUUCCGAUUUUUCGAGAAAUAAAAGAAUAAAAAAUAAAAAAUAAACAUAUUCCAAUAUGUCCGACAAUACCGAGAGCAAACUUGCGCUAGACCCGAGCGAAGUGCUCGUCUUUGAGGGACCAUUCAACCGCUCGGUGAGCAGGAAGCUGGUCAUCAGGAACACCAGUCAGACCCAGCGAAUGGCCUUCAAGAUGAAGACCACCACUCCGAAACUUUUUUAUGUGCGCCCCAACAUCGGAGUCCUCGCGCCCGAGCAGAAGGUCAGCGUGGACAUCUAUAUGCAGCCAAUUAUGCAGGAGCAGAUACAGAAGCGUCAUAAGUUCCUUCUCAUGGCCGCCGAGGUGACUGGCGACAUAACCGAUAUGCAGGAGUUCUGGAAGAUGCAGAACCCGAAUGAAACUUGGGACACGAAGAUCAAAUGUGAGCUGGUCCCUUCGAAGCAGGACGAUUUCCGUCAGGCGGGAGGUUCAGCUGUAUUGUCCACGGACAACAAGGACGGGGAGGUCCAUUUUGAUGCCCAGGAAGUCAGUGAGCCAAUGGCAAAGUUGCUCAAGCAAGUCAGCAUGCUGGAGGACGAGCAUGUGGUCCUCACAGACCAGAUCGAAAGCUUGCGUGACCAGGCGAUUGGACGCACUUUCUUCUACAUGGCCACCAUAAUAGUCAUUAUACUGGCCGCUGUCGCAGGCGCCUAUUAUGGCAAGACUCAUUUGUAAAUUCCUUAUCAUGGCAGCUUUAAGAACAGAAGGCAGUAAAUUGCACCGAAAUUGUACGAAAAUUUUUUGUCAAUAAAGGACUUUUUGGUUGUCAAUUCUAUA
This is a messenger RNA of Drosophila mauritiana, 894 nucleotides long. RefSeq names its product vesicle-associated membrane protein-associated protein A. NCBI's taxonomy places the organism in Eukaryota, Metazoa, Arthropoda, Insecta, Diptera, Drosophilidae. The coding region runs from base 136 to 792 and encodes 218 amino acids. The transcript has a single exon. The record is from RefSeq and is a predicted model, not a curated record. Gene Ontology annotation, cellular component: endoplasmic reticulum membrane; plasma membrane. Gene Ontology annotation, molecular function: FFAT motif binding. Gene Ontology annotation, biological process: endoplasmic reticulum membrane organization.